AUGGCGUCCGACAAGCCAGAAGGGCCGGACAGCCAGCAUCACUAUCAAUUGCCAGCUGCCGCCGAGCAGCGUCACCACGAGCCCCAUAGGAGCUCGUCUGUUCCGCACCGCGACGAAGUCUAUGGCACCCAAAUCAAGAUAUUCAACUCUCGGCGCAUGUCAACAUCCACAGCCAAUCCGUACCACCGAGGCGAAGAAGCCUACUAUGACUGGGAGCACCAUCGGCUGGCUGCCAAGAUCGAAGUGCAGCGAGGCCGAGUCGUACAGGCCCAUAAAGACUUGGCUCAACAAGAAGCUCUCCUCGACCGAGCCAAAGCAGAUCUUAAGUCACUGGAAAUGGAGCUCCAGGACAAUGACAUCAAGCACCGCGACCAAAGGAACGGGGGCGCGACAGUCCUCACUGAUGCCCCCGCCAAGAAGGCGAAGCGCUCUGCCCACGACGAUGAUAGGGAUAGCGGCGACAAAAAAGGCGUCAGGGAAGACCCCCAGGCUCUGCGCGGAAUCCUCUCACUCCCACUUCAUCUUUCGCUGUAUGUAACAGUCGGAAUGCUCAAACUCUUCUGCACUAUAGUGCUGUGCGCGCUGGUAGCGCGAGCAAACGCGAUUGGCAAGCGCGACACCACCUUCACCUGGGGCAUAGAUAAGCUCCGGGGCGUGAACAUCGGAGGGUGGUUGAUCCUAGAGCCCUUCAUCACUCCCUCCAUCUUCGAGCGCUUCCCCUCCGAGGCCGGUAUCGUCGACGAGUACACACUCUGCCAACACUUAGGUCCCCAAGUCGCACGCGACACUGUCCUAGCCCCACACUGGGAGGCAUGGGUUUCGCGCGCCGACUUUGAGCGCAUUGCUGGCGCCGGCUUCAACUUCGUGCGAGUGCCCGUCCCAUUCUGGGCCUUUGACGCUUUCGACACACCAUAUGCCACCGGUGCAGCCCCAUACCUCGACAAGGCAAUCUCAUGGGCGAGGGACACUGGGCUCAAGGUACUGGUGGACCUGCACACGGCGCCGCGCAGCCAGAACGGAUAUGACAACUCGGGCCAGCGGAUGGAUACACCGGGAUGGGGAGAGGGGGAGAGCGUGGGCCAGAUGCUGAGCGUACUGCACACUGUCGCAGCUAAGUACGCAAGCGCGGAGUUUCGGGACGUCGUCUUGGGGAUUGAGCUGCUGAACGAGCCGGCGGGGUACACUCUCGACAUGAACAUGGUAAGGCAGUUCUACCGCAAUGGGUGGGGCGAGGUGCGCGAGUUUGGGGAUACGGUCGUCAUCUUGCAGGAUGCAUUCAAUGAUGCGGCGAGCUUCAACGGAUGGAUGACCCCAGCGGACGGUGGAGUGCAAGGCGUGGCGAUCGAUCAUCAUGAGUACCAGGUGUUUGAAUUGGAUAUGGUGAAAUGGUCGCACGAGCAGCACCGUCGGGGUGUGUGCGAUCGGGCGUGGAAGUGGGAGGGUGCCGACAAGUGGACUUUCGUGGGCGAAUGGAGCGCUGCCAUGACGGAUUGCGCAAAGUGGCUAAACGGAUACCUCCGUGGCGCCCGCUAUGACGGGACCUACCUCACGACGGACUACAUCGGGGACUGCACACAGUACAACAACAUCUCGUCCUGGAAUCAAGAGUUGCGGGACGCUACGCGCGCGUAUGUCGAGGCGCAGAUAAAUACAUUUGAGGCCGGGACGCAGGGCUGGGUGUUCUGGAAUUUCAAAACCGAGUCAGCCGCCGAGUGGGAUCUGUUUGCAUUGCUAAAUGCGGGGCUUUUCCCGAACGCGGUGGCAGAGAGGCAAUUUAAGAGGGUGUGCUGA
Molecule: messenger RNA, 1791 nt
Organism: Aplosporella prunicola CBS 121167
Lineage: Eukaryota; Fungi; Ascomycota; Dothideomycetes; Botryosphaeriales; Aplosporellaceae
Product: glycoside hydrolase family 5 protein
Exons: 7
Coding region: 1-1791 (596 amino acids)
Biological process (GO): glucan catabolic process
Cellular component (GO): extracellular region; cell surface
Molecular function (GO): glucan exo-1,3-beta-glucosidase activity
Source: RefSeq, a predicted model, not a curated record